AGGGAGUGCAUUUCCGUCCACAUUGGCCAAGCAGGAGUCCAGAUGGGCAAUGCAUGCUGGGAGUUGUAUUGUCUGGAGCAUGAUUUCCAGCCAGAUGGGACCAUCCGUGAGAACGCUGCUCCUCAAUUGACUGACUCAUCGUUUGGCACCUUCUUCAGUGAGACUGGGGCCGGGAAAUAUGUUCCCAGGGCCAUCUUCUUAGAUCUGGAGCCUACUGUUGUGGGUGAGGAAUAGCAAGCUGCUUGUAUAGAGGUGAUGGUCUGCCCUAGCCUGGUCCCAGAUGUUAGUACGGUCUUGCCAAUUCCUAUCAAAACGCUGACAAAGGCUGUUGCCAAAAGCAACUGUUUGCUCUGCCCUCUGCUGCUACAAAAUACAUUCACUUAAAUGUUACAGUGAGUGCAGGUUUUUCCCUUUUCUCCAGUGUAUACCUUUUGAACCUAAAGACAAUUUGCUGCUACAAACUUGAGUUGAACAUGCCAAUUCCUUCUAUGUUGUCAAUGAAUGACCAUAGGAGUUGGCAAGACCGCACAAACCAAUCUGAGACCAGGCUAUGACAUGGCAAACAAUUAAUGCUACUCAUUAUGCAAUGAGUGUCUAGUAUGUGACGUUUUCAUUUCCUCUUGUGUAGUACUGAAAAUGUAACGUUGCGUUGUCGCUAACUUUCCGUAUCAAAAUGAUAAGCAAGCAUUUCACGGUAGUCUAAACCAGUUGUAUUUGGCGCAUGUGACAAAUUGAUUUGUUGUAGAUGAGAUCAGGAAUGGCCACUACCGUCAGCUUUAUCACCCUGAACAACUCAUCAGUGGCAAGGAGGAUGCUGCCAAUAACUACGCCCGUGGCCAUUACACCAUCGGCAAGGAGAUUGUGGACUCCGUCAUGGACAGGAUGCGUAAAAUGGUGAGUGGCUCUGCUGAAUGUUUAAAAAGCCCACUCUGAUUUAGUGGUUUUGAUACCCAUUAAUUCUUGACUAUCACUUGUACAUGCCUUAUGAGCAUAGUUUGUCUGACUAACAUUAGGGUGAAUAUAUUAAUGCUUGGUAUGAAUAACUUGUUUUAUCCUCAGGCUGAUCAAUGCACUGGACUACAGGGGUUCCUCAUCUUCCAUAGCUUUGGAGGAGGGACCGGCUCUGGCUUUACUUCCCUGUUGAUGGAACGCCUGUCGGUGGAUUACGGCAAGAAGUCCAAACUAGAGUUCUCAGUCUACCCUGCUCCCCAGGUGUCCACAGCAGUGGUGGAGCCCUACAACUCCAUCCUGACCACCCACACCACCCUGGAGCACUCGGACUGCUCUUUCAUGGUGGACAACGAGGCCAUCUUUGACAUCUGCAAGCGUAACCUGGGAGUGGAGCGGCCGUCUUACACCAACCUGAACCGCCUCAUUGCCCAGAUCGUCUCCUCCAUCACAGCCUCCCUGCGCUUUGAUGGCGCGCUCAAUGUAGACCUGACAGAGUUCCAGACCAACCUUGUGCCUUACCCCCGUAUCCACUUCCCCCUGGUCACCUAUGCCCCCAUCAUCUCAGCAGAAAAGGCCUACCAUGAGCAGCUCUCUGUCCCUGAGAUCACCAACGCCUGCUUUGAGCCGGCUAACCAGAUGGUGAAGUGUGAUCCCAGACGUGGCAAGUACAUGGCCUGCUGCUUGCUGUACCGCGGUGACGUGGUUCCCAAAGACGUCAACGCAGCCAUCGCCAGCAUCAAGACCCGGCGCAGCAUCCAGUUUGUGGACUGGUGUCCCACUGGGUUCAAGGUGGGGAUCAACUACCAGCCCCCUACGGUGGUUCCUGGAGGAGACCAGGCCAAGGUCCAGAGGGCUGUGUGCAUGCUGAGCAAUACCACAGCCAUCGCUGAGGCUUGGAGUCGUCUGGACCACAAGUUUGACCUGCUGUACGCCAAGCGGGCCUUUGUGCACUGGUACGUGGGUGAGGGCAUGGAGGAGGGAGAGUUCUCUGAGGCCAGAGAAGACAUGGCUGCUCUGGAGAAGGAUUACGAGGAGGUGGGGGCGGACUCUGGGGACGCCUAUGAGAAUGAGGAAGAUGAAUACUAA
This is a messenger RNA of Coregonus sp. 'balchen', 2037 nucleotides long. The record is from the annotation of a GenBank genome assembly. NCBI's taxonomy places the organism in Eukaryota, Metazoa, Chordata, Actinopteri, Salmoniformes, Salmonidae.